This is a messenger RNA of Amborella trichopoda, 4148 nucleotides long. RefSeq lists its product as uncharacterized. The record is from RefSeq and is a predicted model, not a curated record. NCBI's taxonomy places the organism in Eukaryota, Viridiplantae, Streptophyta, Magnoliopsida, Amborellales, Amborellaceae.
UCUCCUCUCUCUCUUAAAUCUAUUCUCUCUCUAAAAUCCUGCAUUUCUCUCUCUAAACCCUUUCUCUCUCAUCAAAUUUUCCCAUGAAUUUUCUGAUAUGGAAAAGUAUCCCCUCUCUCUUAAAUCUUUCUCUAAAACCCUUUCUCUCUCAUCAAAUUUUCCCAUGAAUUUUCUGAUAUGGAAAAGUAUCCUCUCUCUUAAAUCUCUCUCUAAAACCCUUUCUCUCUCAUCAAAUUUUCCCCAUGAAUUUUCUGAUAUGGAAAAGUAUCCCCUAUCUCUCUCUCUCUAAAACCCUCUCUCUCAUCAAAUUUUCCCCAUGAAUUUUCUGAUAUGGAAAAGUAUCCUCUCUCUGUAAAACUCUGUUCUAUCUCACUUUUUUCCCCAUUUAAAUUUCUGAAAUCUAGCUCACUCACUCCUUUGACUCUCUCUCUCUUUCUCUAAAGUCUAAAACCCUUUCUAGUCUCUCCCGACCCUUUUUACUCCAUUAAUUUUCUGAAAUCUAUACCCUCCUCUCUCUCUCUCUCUCUAUCUCAAAUGAUCAUCUCCUCGGUUUUUCUGCGAUAACUCAUCGAUCAAUCAAAAAAUAAUCACGCUGAUUAAUCGCUGUUUCCUCUUCCACUGGGCUAUCUUUUCGCUGUAAUUUGAGUGUCUAUCUUUGCGGAAGGGAUUAAUCGCGAACAGAAUCGCCGAUUGAGGUUUUGGGUUAAAAUACGAGGUGGGUUUUCUUGAAAGUCGGGAAGGUUUUGGAAGCUUUUUCAGCUACUGGUUCGCGUGAAGGAUUAUGGAGGGCUGAAGUGUAAUACUCUACAUGAACUCCACAAGAAAGGGUCUAGAAAGCUUCCAUAGAAGAAGAAAUGAGGAAGCUUUUCUCCUUUAGGUCAUCCUCUUUAGCAAAUGGUGGUUCCGACAAUAUUAAUUCUCAGACACCCACUGAAGAGAAGGUGUAUUGGGAGUCCCCUUCUCGAGUUGGCGAUAAAAAUGAAGUGGUCAGAGCUCAGGACUUUGAAAGCCCCAAAGCCUCUUUGUUUGAAUCAGGAAGGCAAUUCGUAGAAAAUGGAGACUCAGCUACUUCAAGUCACAGGAGGAGCCUUUCUUCUUCUUCCAUCAUGUUUAAUGGCUUGAGAGAAAGGUGCUUGAGCCCUUAUAAUGACCAUAUUGGCAAAUACUCAGGUGGAAAAGUAGAUGUCUCAGUUCAGGGGGAUGAAUACUCCAUCCAUUCAGUAACACCCGAAGGGAAGUCUCAUAAGAGAAGAAGCGGAGGGAGUCAGAAAAGUCAUGCAACAGAGAAGCUAGAGUCUUCUUGCUCAUCCAGAAGCCAUCCUGAUUCAUCAGGAACUUCACCUUACCUCUCUCCUGUCCCUCUUAGAUGCAGAUCUGCACGCUUAACACAGGCCACUGAUAAAGUCCUGGACCUCUACAUUGAUGGAGAAUAUCAGGACAGGAAGUUGAAGCCCAUGAAUGACUUUCCAGUUCCUAAAUCAAGUAGGCCACCACGGUCACAGUCUUCAGCACCGAUUUCACCUGUGAGUAAGGAGCUUCCUAAAUCUCUUUCAUUUAGGGAACCAAGGGGAUCACCAUUAAACUUUUCAAGCCUGGAUUUUAAAGCAGAUGAUGUUUUGCAUUUGAGAAGGUCAGGUGCUGUUAGGCCUUCCUCAAAGAAUAGUUUUGCCAAAAAUGUUGCUGAGAGACUCUAUAAGGUAUUACCUGGAAAAUCUAGCUCAAAAUCCCGGGAAUAUGACCGAGAAACCAGUUCUACGGUGGAGGAUAUAUUUGAGGACUACUCAGAGUCUCUACGUGCUUCAGGUUUCGAUGCCAAAGCACCACAAAAUGGCACCUCUGAGUAUAUUUAUUCUGGAAAUAUUCACACUUUUUGCUCAGAGGAAGUCGCAAGUUCUCAUGAAGAUGACGAAGAUAGGAUUUUGAAAUGGCUUUCAAGGCAUGAUAAUCUUUAUGACCCAGAUGAUGUUUUGCUUAGAAAAGGCAAGGAGGCAGAGGAGAGGGUGAGGUUGUUAUCAAAAGAGUCUGAGCAUUUGUCAUAUAAGAAUAAUGACCUUACUGUAGUGGCUUUGCUUAAGACCAUUAGGCAGAUCACUGAAGAUAGGAGAAACCUGGCCAUUGAAGUUGCAGCACAAAUACAUGGUCGGCUGGCAGAGAGGGCCUCUGCAAAUCAGGCACUUAAGCAGGCCAAGGUAGAGUUGGAUUCGAGAACGAGGAGACUAGAGAAAGAGAAGAAUGAGUUGCAAAUGGGUUUAGAGAGAGAGCUAGAUAGAAGGUCGACUGAUUGGUCCUCUAAGUUAGAGAAGUACAAAACUGAAGAAAAGAGGCUUAGAGAGAGAUUAAGUGAUCUAGCAGAGCAAAAUGUAUCUCUACAGAGAGAAGUUCUCUCGCAGAGCAGCAGAGAGUCGGAGAGCAAAAAGCGAAUCAUAAAUUCAGAAAUACAAUUGAAUGAGUUUGUUACGAGAUUGGAGGAGGCAAAUGUGGAGAUUACGCAUCUCCAACAAGCUCUGACGGAGGCACAAGCAUGUUUAAAACAAGCCGAAGAAGAUCGGGACUUCAUCAAAAGAAGUUUUGCAAAGAAAGAAAGAGAAGUUAAGGACUUGCAGAAAGCAGUUAUCAGGUUGCAGAGGCUUUCCAAUGAGCAAGAGAAGUCAAUCAGUGGGUUGAGGCAGGGACUGAGUGAUGAGUUGGGAAAGGACUCAUUAGAGAGAGAAAGUAAUGUGAAAAAUUUGCUCCAUGAGCUGGCCAGAUUAACUGGGAUGGAGCAAAGCCUAAGAAGGCAGCUAGAGUCCUGUAGAAUUGAGGUGGAAUCUCUUAGGCAAGAGAACAUUGCUCUCUUGGAGAGGCUCCAAGACCAACAGAAUGGUGGGUGGUACUCUCUCUUCAAGCUAGACAGGGAAUUGCAUUCUAGAGUUGAUGCUUUGCAAAAUCAGGGGCUUUUGAUGUUGAAAGAGACUAUUGGUAUUUGUAGCAAAUUGCUCGAAUUCACCAGAAGCAAGCACUGUCAUUUCUCUAGGAUUGCUGGCUCAGAGGAUGGCCGUCAAUUAGAUGAUGGUGGGGAUGAUGGGGUAAAUGACUACCAAUUCCUUGAGUUUGAUAUAAAAGUACAGAGUUUUAAAAGAGAGACUGAAAAUUUUGGCAGGAGCUUACAGAUGGUUUCUGGCAUUUUGCAAGAUGUACCUGGAUUGUUGUCUUUUGAUUCUCAGAGCUCAGAGAAUGGUGAUCCGGAGAAGCUAAAUCAUCAUAAUUUUGUAGCCGAAGUGGAUGUCGAACUGAAGGCUGAAACUCUUCUUAAUAGAGCUUUAAGAGAGAAGCUUUGUUCUAAAGAGAUAGAACUGGAGCAGCUUCAAGAGGAGCUCUCAACAUCUGUGAGGCUUCAGGAGAUUCUCAAAUGUGAAGUUCAGAGGGCACAAGAUGCAGUAUCAUGUUUGACCCACAAGUUGAAAGAGCUUGAACUUCAGAUAGGGAGAAAGGAUGAAGCAGCAGACAAGCUCAGUUUUGAGCUUCAAGAUUGCAUGAAAGGCUUGAGCAUUGUGAAUGGGAUACUAGCAAAGGUUACAGAAGAGAAAGAUUUGAUGUUGAAGGACUUUGAGCAGUACAAAGAGAAGAACUUUCUGCUAAAUUCUGAAGUGGGUUCGCUAAAAAAGAAGAUCGAAGCUCUGGAGGAGGAUGUCUAUUAUAAGGAUGGUCAGAUAACUAUCUUAAAAGACGACAUUCGCAAACUACGACAUGAAAUUCUCUACCUUCCUGAUGGUGUGGAAGAUUCCAUUCUCGAAAAUUGGCACAAGAGUCCUGAACUUCUUUAAAUCAACUUUGUUUCAUAUUUUCUUUCUGGCUUUUUUUUUGCUUUUUAUAUUUUUCUUGCUUUCUUCACAUUUGCUGCUUUCUUUGAGUCUUCUCUGUUUCUGUUUUUGUGUCCCAGGGGUGGGUGUACAUAAUAUCUUGAUUCUUUUUAGAAUAAACUCCUUUUUUUUUUUUUUGUAUUUUCCAAGUGGCGUUUCAGUUUGGGAGGUCUCUCCCUCUCUCUCUUUGCAAGAUAAAUUUAGUAGAGAGUUUGGUGUUUCUUGUCAAUGAAAAUUUGACAUUUUACAGCAAUUUGUGUCCAUUAUUAGAGUUUCCUUCAAUAACAUGGUCUCUUCAAAGAUUUUUUA